Triticum aestivum (bread wheat) is the source of this 561-nucleotide messenger RNA. RefSeq names its product heptahelical transmembrane protein 4-like. The record is from RefSeq and is a predicted model, not a curated record. Gene Ontology annotation, molecular function: signaling receptor activity. Gene Ontology annotation, cellular component: membrane. Bases 1 to 561 code for a protein of 186 amino acids. Gene Ontology annotation, biological process: response to hormone. NCBI's taxonomy places the organism in Eukaryota, Viridiplantae, Streptophyta, Magnoliopsida, Poales, Poaceae. The transcript has a single exon.
AUGUCGGGACGGUUUGACCUCCUCGGGCAUUGCCAACAGCUCGUCCACAUGCUCAACUUAACGGUCUCUUACGUGCUGCUCCGGCUCUACGCCGGCAUCACCAGCCUCAUCGUCACCUCCUACCCGGUCGUCUACUACACCUUCCUCUGUGACCCCUUCUCCCGUACGCUCUACCUAGGCUCCAUCACCAUCUGUGGCGCUGCUGCUGUGGCCGUCUCACUGCUGCCAGUCUUCCAGGCGCCUGAGCUGCGGUGGACAUGUGCUGCGCUAUUCGCGUGCAUGGGCGCAUCCGGCAUCGUGCCCAUCAUGCACAAGAUGCUCAUGUUCCACGCACGACCCGAGGGGGUGCUCACGACUGGUUACGAGGUGGUCAUGGGGGCGUUCUACCUUGCCGGCGUGUUGGUUUACGCCACGAGGGUGCCGGAGAGGUUUAUGCCGGGAAUGUUUGACCUCGUCAGGCAUAGCCACCAGCUGUUCCACGUGCUAAUCAUCGCUGGCGCUUACGCGCACUACCAUGCCGGCCUGGUUUACUUAAGUUGGCGGGACAGGGACCAGUGCUAA